This is a messenger RNA of Manihot esculenta (cassava), 2677 nucleotides long. Its product is annotated as G-type lectin S-receptor-like serine/threonine-protein kinase LECRK3. The record is from RefSeq and is a predicted model, not a curated record. Bases 219 to 2543 code for a protein of 774 amino acids. Gene Ontology annotation, biological process: recognition of pollen; protein phosphorylation. NCBI's taxonomy places the organism in Eukaryota, Viridiplantae, Streptophyta, Magnoliopsida, Malpighiales, Euphorbiaceae. Gene Ontology annotation, molecular function: ATP binding; protein serine/threonine kinase activity. The transcript has a single exon.
AUAUGAAUCCGUUUUUCCCUUCCCAAUGGCAAUUAUCAACACCCUGAAGAAAGUAAAGGCAAAGGCAUGCGGUCGCCUCCUUUACUCAUAUUACAAAGACUUCAAGAUUUUGACUCCGAUUGUUGAAAUGUGAAAAAUUUACUCAUCUCCAGAAAUUAAAAAUCAAAGCUCCAACUAUCUAUGUCUAGUUAAGGGACAUAAUCACAAAAAUUGCAGCAAUGUUCCAAAUUUUUCUUCUUCUGAGUUCAAUAUCUUCUCUAGCAAUUGCUCAACAAAGUAUCAUCACCCUAGGUUCAUCUCUCAGUCGCAGAAAUAUCUCUUAUUGGUCUUCAGAAUCUGGUCAUUUCGCCUUUGGUUUUUACCCACAAGGAGUUGGCUUUGCUAUAGGCAUAUGGUUGCCGAGAAUCCAUCAGAAAACUGUCAUUUGGACAGCUAACCGUGAUGACCCUCCUCUGGCCAAGAAUUCUACUUUGAUCUUAAAUGCUCAAGGUGAACUCAUUCUGCAGCUGCAGGGAAGUGAAUCCAAAUCCAUUGCAAAUAUUCCCAAGCCUGCUUCCUCAGCCUCCAUGCUCAAUUCCGGCAACUUCGUACUUUAUGAUUCGGAUUCUAAGAUCAUAUGGCAGACUUUUGAUGCUCCCACAGACACCAUCUUACCAGGGCAGAGUCUAGUGGCUAGGGAACAGCUGGUGAGUAGCAUCUCCGACACAGUUCAUUCGAGUGGAAGAUUUGCGAUCAGGAUGAGAAUCAACGGAAAUCUGGUUAUGUUUCCGGUGGAAUAUCCAGAUCAAUUUGAUUACUUUUACUGGAGAUCGCGUACAGCAUAUGCUGGAGGUAAUGUGAAGCUGAAUUUUGAUAAAAAUGGUCUGCUGUACUUGCUGGAUACUAACGGGAAAAAUAUAAGGAAUCUAAGUAACAGCAUAACCAUAUUUGGUAAAGCUAUGUAUCGUGCAACGAUUGAUGCAGAUGGAAUAUUCCGAUUGUAUUCACAUAAUUUGGAUGGGCACAGCAACUGGACAGUGGAAUGGCAGUCAUCUGAUAACAAGUGUGAUCCCAAUGGUUUGUGCGGUUCAAAUGCUUAUUGUACUCUGGUAGAUCAGGUGGCUGCAUGUGCUUGUCCUCCUGGUUUUGAGUUUAUUGACCAAAGCCAAAAGAACCUGGGAUGUGGGCCAAAUUCAAGUGCAGAUGGUUGCACGAAUACUCGAGAGAGUGGUUUUACUUUUGAAGAAUUGGAAGGCAUAUCAUGGGCCUCUCAAUCAUAUUCUACUCUUCCAUCUGCUACAAGAGAAGCUUGCAGAGAGGAGUGCUUAAAAGAUUGUUACUGUGAAGCUGCUGUAUAUGGGAGCCAACAGUGCAAAAAGCAUGUGCUUCCAUUAAAAUUUGGGAAAGCCCAAGGAAAUUCAUCAAUGACAACAUUCAUCAAAGCAAGGAUUGCUGAUUUGGGGAUGAAAACUGGGGGCAGUAAAAGAAAGAAAGAGCUAAGAACAGAAGGCGUCCUAAUAACUUGCAUUGCAGUCUCAACACUUGCAUCACUAGCUCUGGUGAUUUUUGGUAUUCUUUUCUGCAGACACCGAGUUCGAAACCAUAAAAAGAUAGAUCAGGGAAAUGAUGCACUAUUUGAAGAUAUUACUUUGCGAUCUUUCACAUUUGAUGAGCUGAAUGAAGCAACAAAUAAUUUCAAGGAUGAACUUGGUAGAGGAGCUUUUGGGACAGUUUUUAGAGGGGUGAUGUCAAAUGGCAUUACAGUGGCUAUCAAAAGGCUAGAGAAAGUGGUGGCAGAAGGUGAAAGAGAAUUUCGAAAUGAGAUGAAAGCAAUAGGGAGAACACACCACAAAAACCUCGUUCGACUAUUUGGUUAUUGCCAUGAUGGAAUCAACAGGCUCCUCGUUUACGAAUACAUGAGCAAUGGCUCACUUGCAAACUUUCUGUUCAAAUCAGAACAAAAACCAGCUUGGGAGGAAAGAAUUGAAAUAGCCCUGAACAUAGCUCGAGGCAUUUUUUAUUUACAUGAAGAGUGUGAGACCCAGAUCAUCCACUGUGACAUCAAACCAGAAAACAUACUAAUAGAUGAGAGAGGUGGUGUGAAAAUUGCAGAUUUUGGUUUGUCCAAGCUGCUAAUGCCCAACCAAUCCAAGACAGAUACUAGAAUAAGAGGAACCAGGGGAUAUGUUGCACCUGAAUGGCACAGAAACUUACCCAUAACUGUUAAAGCAGAUGUUUACAGCUAUGGAAUCAUGUUGUUAGAGAUCAUAUGUUACAGAAGGAAAUUAGACGUGCAUGUUCCAGACAAUGAAGUAGUUCUUGCAGACUGGGUGUAUGAAUGUUUUGAGGCUAAUAAGCUUAGGAAGCUGGUCCAACAUGAAGAUGUUGAGGAGAGUGAACUUGAGAAAAUGGUGAAGGUGGGACUUUGGUGCAUCCAGGAGGAGCCGUCGUUGCGGCCAUCGAUUAAGAGGGUGGUGCUGAUGUUGGAAGGAACCAUAGACAUACCAGAUCCUCCUACUCCACCUUCCUUUUCCAUUUCAAUAACAAACUUUGCACAAAAGUAGCUAUGACCUGAAAGCAACAAGAAACCAAAAUAGUUUUCUGGUGGCAUUUGCUUUUUGUACUAUAAGGAUUUUCAUUUGCCAUAUAUAGACUAGUUCUGAAGCUUAAUAGAAAUCAUCAAUAAUUUAAUAUUGUC